Molecule: messenger RNA, 867 nt
Organism: Symbiodinium sp. CCMP2592
Lineage: Eukaryota; Dinophyceae; Suessiales; Symbiodiniaceae
Source: the annotation of a GenBank genome assembly
AUGGUCAGUGCGAUGUGCCGCCCGACCUCGGUGCGGUACACAUGCGCUUUGAACGCGACUGGUGAAUUAGUCUGUUUCGGAGACAAUCAGUUUUAUCAGUGCGAUGUGCCUCCCGACCUCGGUCCGGUGGUGGCCAUGGCUGCUGGAGGGCAUCACACCUGUGCCGUGAAGGCGAGUGGCGAGCUGGUUUGCUUCGGAGACAACGAGUUUGGUCAGUGCGAUGUGCCUCCCGACCUCGGUCCGGUACUGGCCGUGGCUGCCGGACUUCGUCACACCUGUGCCGUGAAGGCGAGUGGCGAGCUGGUUUGCUUCGGAGACAAUCAAAAUGGUCAGCGCGAUGUGCCUCCCGACCUCGGUCCGGUACUGGCCGUGGCUGCCGGACUUCGUUACACCUGUGCCGUGAAGGCGAGCGGCGAGCUGGUUUGCUUCGGAGACAACGAGUUUGGUCAGUGCGAUGUGCCUCCCGACCUAGGUCCAGUGGUGGCGGUGGCUGCCGGAGGCCGUCACACCUGUGCCGUGAAGGCGAGUGGCGAUCUGAUUUGCUUCGGAUUCAAUGAGCUUGGUCAGUGCGACGUGCCAGCUGGCUUCAGGGUUCGGCUUGCUCCUCGGCCCGUCCGCCCAGCCGCCCCCGAUCCAACACAGCAGGUGCUGCAGCCGGUGCAUCACAGCGAGCCUCCCGCCGAAAUCUCGCAAGAGGAGGGCGCUGCAAUCGUGGCGGAACAGGAGGCAACCUGGAUCGAGCACAACAUCGGAUCCGGCUGGCAUGGCAACGACUUCCAGCCUCAGAUGCCCGUUGGACUCACUCAUGGUGUAUAUACUUCACACGAACUUCGCACAUUUCUUUGUGGCCCGGCGGCUUCCUUGUAA